AUGACCAUGGAUGAAAAAUAUGUAAACAGCAUUUGGGACCUUCUGAAAAAUGCAAUUCAAGAAAUCCAGCGUAAGAAUAACAGUGGUCUUAGUUUUGAGGAGCUCUAUAGAAAUGCUUAUACAAUGGUUUUGCAUAAACACGGAGAAAAGCUCUACACUGGACUAAGAGAAGUUGUUACCGAACAUCUCAUAAAUAAGGUGCGAGAAGAUGUACUAAAUUCAUUGAAUAACAACUUUCUUCAAACGCUAAAUCAAGCUUGGAAUGAUCAUCAAACAGCUAUGGUGAUGAUUAGAGACAUACUAAUGUAUAUGGACCGUGUAUAUGUACAACAAAAUAAUGUGGAGAAUGUCUACAAUUUGGGAUUAAUUAUUUUUCGAGAUCAAGUUGUACGUUAUGGGUGUAUUAGGGAUCAUCUACGACAAACGCUAUUGGACAUGAUCGCAAGAGAGCGGAAAGGAGAAGUUGUAGAUCGGGGCGCAAUAAGAAAUGCUUGCCAGAUGUUAAUGAUUUUAGGUCUUGAAGGACGAUCUGUCUAUGAAGAAGAUUUUGAGGCUCCUUUUUUGGAAAUGUCUGCAGAAUUCUUUCAGAUGGAAAGUCAGAAGUUUUUAGCAGAAAACAGUGCUUCCGUAUAUAUAAAGAAAGUAGAAGCUAGAAUUAAUGAAGAAAUAGAACGGGUGAUGCACUGCCUUGACAAGUCAACCGAGGAGCCCAUAGUAAAGGUGGUUGAGAGGGAGCUCAUCUCCAAGCACAUGAAAACGAUAGUGGAAAUGGAGAAUUCUGGGCUAGUACAUAUGCUGAAAAAUGGAAAGACAGAAGACCUUGCCUGCAUGUACAAGUUGUUUAGUCGUGUGCCGAAUGGCUUGAAAACCAUGUGUGAAUGUAUGAGCUCCUAUUUGAGGGAGCAGGGCAAAGCCUUGGUUUCGGAGGAAGGGGAGGGGAAGAAUCCUGUUGACUAUAUCCAGGGCUUAUUGGAUCUGAAGAGUAGGUUUGAUCGCUUCCUCCAGGAAUCGUUCAAUAAUGACCGGCUCUUUAAACAAACUAUUGCGGGUGACUUUGAGUAUUUUCUCAACCUCAACUCCAGGUCCCCAGAAUACCUCUCAUUAUUUAUUGAUGAUAAGCUGAAAAAGGGAGUCAAAGGGCUAACAGAACAGGAAGUAGAAACAAUAUUGGAUAAGGCAAUGGUCCUUUUUAGGUUUAUGCAAGAAAAAGAUGUAUUUGAACGUUAUUAUAAACAACACUUGGCAAGGAGACUUCUCACAAAUAAAAGUGUUUCCGAUGACUCAGAAAAAAAUAUGAUAUCUAAGUUAAAGACUGAAUGCGGAUGUCAGUUCACAUCAAAACUGGAAGGAAUGUUUCGGGAUAUGAGCAUCUCAAACACAACUAUGGAUGAAUUCAGGCAGCAUCUACAGGCAACUGGGGUGUCUUUAGGUGGUGUUGACCUCACAGUCCGGGUGCUCACAACAGGAUACUGGCCCACUCAGUCAGCCACACCAAAGUGCAACAUCCCACCAGCACCAAGACAUGCGUUUGAGAUAUUCAGAAGGUUUUACUUGGCCAAACACAGUGGUCGGCAGCUCACGCUCCAGCAUCACAUGGGCUCUGCAGAUCUCAACGCCACCUUCUAUGGACCGGUUAAAAAGGAAGAUGGAUCUGAAGUUGGUGUUGGAGGGGCACAAGUAACUGGCUCUAAUACACGGAAGCACAUACUGCAGGUCUCCACUUUCCAGAUGACCAUAUUAAUGCUCUUCAAUAACAGAGAAAAAUACACGUUUGAGGAAAUUCAGCAAGAGACAGAUAUCCCUGAAAGAGAGCUUGUCAGAGCCCUGCAGUCUCUCGCCUGCGGUAAACCGACUCAGCGGGUUCUCACAAAAGAACCCAAGUCAAAGGAGAUAGAAAAUGGUCACAUAUUUACAGUUAAUGAUCAGUUCACAUCCAAACUACAUAGAGUCAAGAUUCAAACAGUUGCUGCCAAACAAGGUGAAUCCGACCCCGAAAGGAAAGAAACGAGGCAGAAAGUAGACGACGACAGGAAACACGAGAUAGAAGCUGCUAUCGUGCGGAUAAUGAAGUCCAGGAAGAAGAUGCAGCACAACGUCUUAGUAGCAGAGGUAACUCAGCAGUUGAAGGCUCGAUUCUUACCAAGUCCAGUUGUUAUUAAGAAACGUAUUGAAGGACUUAUUGAGAGAGAAUAUUUGGCACGAACACCUGAGGAUCGCAAAGUAUACACAUAUGUAGCAUAAAAUGCGUUCAGAAAUUUGAUUUAUUCUUGGACUGUACUCUUCGCAUGGACUGAGAAGUUCUUUUAAAUCAUUAAAUAUUAAGACGACCAUCUCUUCUAUUAAAUUACAGUACCUGUUCUAGACCGUUCAGAUCGAGCCUUUACUCCCGUGAGAGUUUUCAGCGUCGGUUGAUUGAGCUUAAGGCUUUACACCGUUUAUCCCUGUAGAGAUCAUCUUCACAGUCCUCGGGAAAAUGUGAAUGUGCUGCGCUUUGUUUUCAAUACUGUAUGAAAACAGGAAAAAAAUAAAACAAAAAUUUAGAAAAUACAGCUCAUUAAAAAUAAAAUUGUUGGAUUUCAUUUCCCCAGGUCUGCAGUGUUGAUGUAAAUGUGUUUUGUAGCGUUGCUUAGCACUUUGCGCAUUGUAUAAGUUGGGUAACAAAAACGGUAAAAGAAAUGACACAAUUCCCCAUUAUCUUGCUCUGCUUAAGACAUUUCUGUAGCGAGUCUUGUUUCAUUUAAAAGUUUGAUAAAUAUACAAAGACCCCGGCAUACAUGUGAGCAUGCUUUUAUCCUACCACUUGGACUUACUAAUCUUACAGCCUUAUGACCAGGAACCUUUAUUUUGGGCUCCAUACACUCCCUGAUUUGGUUUCUUCCCUGUUGUAAUUUGAGAUUCCCCAAAUUAAGUCCUAAUGAUUAGGUUUUGUUCUGCGUUCUCUCUAGAGAGAAUAUUUUAGUAUGUAUAAAUUGUACAAUAAGUUUUUGCUGUUGUACUCACUGCUAAUAGUGGAUUGUAUAGGGCAGUGUUUUUAUUUCAUUUAUUGUAGACAAAAAUAAAUGAUUUAGUAUACACACACCCACUAACUCAAGUAUGUCACAGCACAAAGUUGGCAGCUGGUUGUAUUUAAUUCAGACCCUUUUGAAAAGCACAUGCAGCCUAUACCUUGUUUAUAAAUAUCUUAGGUUGCCCCUCUCUUAAAUAUAUAUUUUGGUGAAGCUGGGGUGCACUGUUAAUUUUCUGUUCUGAAAUGCAUUCUAAAGAUGCAAUAAAUAUGAUUACCUUGAUAUUUUUUAAUGAGAUCUUCAGUUCUUGCAGCUGUGUUCUGGGAAGUGAUAAGCAAUAUUUUUCAAACCUGAUGAUUCUUGGGUAUUUAGCUCUUGUCCUCCAAAGAGUCAUCGUUUCAUGUCCUCAAAGAUGUACUUUGUGCUGAAGAUUCAUGUCAGUUUUCCUGUGCUUCCAACUUUCACCAAUGUUUUUUUACCUGAUUGAUCCGCCAAGGAUUGUAGUUUGCUUUAACUUCAGAGUAUUUUUAUCUUCCAAUUUUAUUUAAUUUUGUUUCAUUUUGUUUUCAUGAGACAAUGUUUCAGCUAUGUAAUUGGGGCAAACCACUGUAGGUUUCUGUCUGAUAGAAAAGUGAAAUGUUACUAAUGAGUUCAAAUAACACUCUUGGUUGACUAUCAGUACUGUUGAUCCAUUUAUUAGAAUGUAUGUCUCAGAAGAUGGUUUCUGUCUAAGUUUAUGGUCAAAUUACAACAACUGAAUUCUAAUAUGGAUUAAAAACUCCACAUAAAUAUUUUUCCCCAUGCGUCUUGGGUUAUAAUUUUCCUUUUAGCCUUGACAGUGCAUUUAAUUCUGUCUCCACUUGUACUGUAGAAUUAUAAGCCUUACGCUCUUAAUCUCUACAUUUUCCACUUUUACGUGAUGCAAUUAAGAUGCAGACAAGAACUAUCAUGAACAUUAUUCUCAGGAUACUUUUACCAUACUUGAGUGGGAGUAGGGGAAAUGUAAAAUGGAAAGCCGGCGGGUCCUCCUCUCUGAGUUUUACAUAACUGAAUUUCUGUAACGGAAGACGUUUGCAGAAAGAUACUGGUACUUCAGAGGUCACCACUUUUUUUUUUUAUUGCUUUCAAUUCCCAAAGAAUUAUAACAUGUUGGGAAAUAGAACAACUAAGAUCAUCAAGUUAAUAAAUAUGAAAGGUGUAAAACUUCAUUUGAAAUCUCAGUAAACAAGAGUUGAAGUGCCAUUUUAAACUACUAAAACUCAGUAGAGUUAAAUUGGUUUGGUCUCAAGUAUGGAUGUACAGAUCAAAUUUAGAGCUUAGAGACACUUGUUAGUUUGGGAGCACCGGCUUGAUACUCUAAAUGCUUAUAAAUGUAUUGAAACACAUUUCUAAGCUACAGUUGAGUUUACUGACUGGAGACUGAUAACUGCAUUGAAAAACAAAAUUGGGCCACCUAACAGUUUUCUGUUUUGGUUUUUAAGUAUUAUUUUAGCUCGUAAUGGUACAUACUGACAUUGCUUUCUUUUCAGCAAGAGGUCAUUCAUGCUGUUAAUUUCUGGGUUUUAAUGUCUUAAUGUUAAACAAUAAUACAUCCUAAUUAUUUAAUCCUGUUGAUGUGAAUAAAUUUUGAUGACUUACUUGAA
Molecule: messenger RNA, 4648 nt
Organism: Suricata suricatta (meerkat)
Lineage: Eukaryota; Metazoa; Chordata; Mammalia; Carnivora; Herpestidae
Gene: CUL3
Product: cullin 3
Exons: 15
Coding region: 1-2241 (746 amino acids)
Biological process (GO): ubiquitin-dependent protein catabolic process; protein ubiquitination
Cellular component (GO): Cul3-RING ubiquitin ligase complex
Molecular function (GO): ubiquitin protein ligase binding
Source: RefSeq, a predicted model, not a curated record